UUCAAACGGGAAGAGAAAGCCUGAGAAAUAGAAAAGAGAAAACGAGGCAAAGGCAUUUUCAGUGCCUGCACUGGAAUUCCCCACCAUUGUUUCUCUGAUUCCCUUAACUGGAAUCAGAGAAACAUUCUUCUUAAUUUCCCAUUCAUAUUUCUAUAUAAUAUUUUCUUAAUAUAUAUAUUAUGAACAUACAUAUAUACAAUAUAUAGCCACCUUGGCUUCUGGUUCUUCUGGUACCAUAACUUGCAAAAAAACUCAAAACACUGUAAUGGGUUCACGGUUUUAAACCAUAAAAAACUUGACUUUUGCGAGAUCUCUCAAAUGGGUAUGUUGCAAAAUGAUGGUAUAACGGAAGGUUGGCUGUAUCUCAUUCGGUCCAACCGGAUUGGGAUAAAAUACGCACGCAGAAGGUACUUUGUUUUCAAAGACAAUUGCCUCAGGUGCUACAAAGGGAUACCCAUUUCUGAGAGACAGGAGCCAGUUAGAAGUGCAAUAAUUGACUCCUGCAUUCGGGUUACAGACAAUGGAAGAGAGAGCAUUCAUUCAAAAGUAAUCUUCAUUUUCACACUUUAUAAUACUUCCAAUCAAAGUGAUCGGUUAAAGUUGGGAGCAAGUAGUCCAGAAGAAGCAGCAAGAUGGAUACGUUCGUUGCAAGAUUCUGCUUUAAAGGAGUGGCCAAAUCAAACAAAGAAUUGUGCGGAUUGUUCCAAGAGGAAGGGCUCAUCUUUAAGAUUGGAUGGUUCAAAGAGAGAACAUGAAAGGCCAAUAGAUUGGACUAUUUGGUCAUCCAUGCUGUUGGAGGCAAUGGCAUCUGAUGUUAUUGCAUCCUCACCAUGGAAAAUUUUUGGUUUUCAGAAUGGAAUACGGCUUUUCAAAGAAGCAAAAGAUUGGGAUUCCUAUGGGAGGUAUUGGGAUGAUCAUCCGGCAAUAAUGGCAGUUAGUGUGAUUGAUGGAACUUCAGAGGCUAUUUUUCGAACGCUUAUGUCUCUUGGUCACUCAAGAUCAGAAUGGGACUUUAGUUUUUAUCGGGGCAGCGUGAUUGAGCACAUUGAUGGACACACAGAUAUUAUUCACAAAUUGCUAUACAGCAAUUGGCUACCUCGGAGGAUGAGAAGAAGAGAUUUACUAUUGCGGCGCUAUUGGAGAAGGGAGGAUGAUGGCACAUAUGUAAUCCUUUAUCAUUCCGUGUCUCACAAGAAGUGUCGUCCAAAGAAAGGCUAUGUUCGUGCUUGUCUUAAAAGUGGAGGAUUUGUAAUAACUCCUGUCAACCAGGGGAAACAUUCACUAGUAAAACACAUGCUUGCUAUUGAUUGGAAGCUCUGGAAAAUGUCUCUGCGUCCAUCAUCUGCAAUUUCAAGAUCCAUAACAAUCAGAAUGCUUGAGAGAGUUGCUGCAUUAGGGGAGAUGUUUAAAGCCAAAGCAGGAAAUCAUUCCUCUGAAUUCUCAUCUGGAGAUUCAACAAGAGAUAUUGGGUUUCCCCAAAGUGAGAAGGAGGACAAACACACAAUAGGGGAUGAGUUUGAAAAACCACCUUCUAGCCAUGCAAGUUUAAUGGGACGGAAUGAUGCUUCUGAUGAGUUCUUUGAUGUUCCUGAACCAGACUGUGCCCAUAUUGAAACUGAGUGGCCUUCUGGCCUGAGCGUAGAAGUGCACUCUCCGAAUAGAUACCAGCCUAGACUAUCAUCAGCUGCUAGUUUUGUGAAAAGAUUGCAUGAAAUUGCAGUUCAGAAGAAGGGUUAUGUGGGGUUACCUGACUUGGGCAGGGAAGCCAGUAUAACAUGCUCCUAUGGAACCACUCUUCACAGAGACCCAAGUUGUAUUACUCCUUGCAGUUGGGCAGCAGCUGAUCCUUCUUCAUUUUUAAUACGUGGAGAAAAUUAUUUACAUGACCAUCAAAAGAUUAAAGCAAAAGGCACGUUGAUGCAAAUGGUUGGUGCAGAUUGGAUAAAAUCUGACCGGCGAGAAGAUGAUCUUGCUAGCCGCUGUGGUAGUAUUGUUCAGAAAUCUUUAGAAUGCGGUGAACCAGAAUUCUUCUUCAUCGUUAACAUACAGGUCCCUGGUAAGACCAUGUAUACCUUGGCACUAUAUUACAUGAUGAAAACUCCUUUGGAAGACAAUCCGUUGCUACAUGCUUUCGUCAAUGGAGAUGAUGCCUUUAGGAACUCAAGAUUUAAACUCAUACCAUAUAUUUCCAAGGGAUCAUGGAUAGUCAAGCAGAGUGUUGGGAAGAAAGCGUGCUUGGUGGGUCAAGCGCUCAAUAUAAAUUAUUUUCGUGGGGAAAACUAUUUGGAGCUUGAAAUCGAUGUUGGGUCUUCAACAGUGGCAAGGGGGGUGGUCAGUCUUGUUCUUGGAUACCUGAACAAUUUGGUCAUAGAGAUGGCAUUCUUAAUACAGGGCAAUACAGAUGAGGAGCUUCCAGAAGAACUACUUGGAGCAUGUCGACUUAAUCAUCUUGAUGCUUCCAAAUCAGUCCGGCUAAAAUCGUGAUUUUGACCUAGAAAAUCUCAUGCAUCCUUGCAGCACAGGUUAUGUAGUUUGACUCAAGCACAGAACAAAGAUGAAGUCAAGAGAGACUUGCAACGUUCUUGAAAUCAACUUGUGCACUUCCCUUUUUUCCAUCCAAUACUCUGGGUGCAAUAUAAUGUGCAACUAUGAUUUUAAGGUGGAACAAUUCAACUUUUAAUAGUAAAAUACAACAGCAUUCCUAUG
Messenger RNA from Quercus lobata, 2706 nucleotides. RefSeq names its product protein ENHANCED DISEASE RESISTANCE 2-like. The coding region runs from base 319 to 2484 and encodes 721 amino acids. The record is from RefSeq and is a predicted model, not a curated record. NCBI's taxonomy places the organism in Eukaryota, Viridiplantae, Streptophyta, Magnoliopsida, Fagales, Fagaceae. Gene Ontology annotation, molecular function: lipid binding. The transcript has 21 exons.